AUGGAAUGGAGCGAAGUUGUUUAUCACUUGGUAGAUCCAAGUCCAUGGCCUAUUUUGGGUUUACUCAGAGCUUUGGCAAUCACAGUUGGAGGUGUUAUGCACAUGCACUCAUUCAUGAGGGGUUCAACACUCCUCAAUUUGGGCUUGAUCUUCAUCCUAUAUACCAUGUUUUUACAGUGGCACGAUGUGAUACGUGAAUCCACGUUGGAGGGACAUCACAUCAAAAUCAUACAAUUCAAACUUCAAUAUGGUUUUAUUCCAUUCAUCAUAUCGGAGGUCAUGUCCCCCUUCAUUUUCUUCUGGGCUUUUUUCCAUUCCCCUUUGGUGCCUGCAGUAGAAAUUGGAGGUCUCUGGCCCCCAAAAGGGAUUGGGGUUUUGAAUCCAUGGAAAAUCCCUUCUCCUAAUACACUUAUUCCCCUUUCAUUCGGAGCUACCUUAACUUGGGCUCAUCAUGCUAUACUCGUGGGGAAGGAGCGACAAGAAGUUUACGCUUUAGUAGUCACCGUUUCACUGGCUCUAGUACUCACUGGGUUCCAAGGAAUGGAGUAUUCUCAAGAACCUUUUGCUGUCUCAGAUGGUAUUCACGGUCCUACAUCCUUCUUAGCAUGA
Messenger RNA from Cryptomeria japonica (Japanese cedar), 609 nucleotides. RefSeq names its product cytochrome c oxidase subunit 3-like. Bases 1 to 609 code for a protein of 202 amino acids. Lineage: Eukaryota; Viridiplantae; Streptophyta; Pinopsida; Cupressales; Cupressaceae. Gene Ontology annotation, molecular function: cytochrome-c oxidase activity. The transcript has a single exon. Gene Ontology annotation, cellular component: mitochondrion; membrane. The record is from RefSeq and is a predicted model, not a curated record. Gene Ontology annotation, biological process: mitochondrial electron transport, cytochrome c to oxygen.